This is a messenger RNA of Penicillium lagena, 1260 nucleotides long. RefSeq lists its product as uncharacterized. NCBI's taxonomy places the organism in Eukaryota, Fungi, Ascomycota, Eurotiomycetes, Eurotiales, Aspergillaceae. Gene Ontology annotation, cellular component: nucleus. Gene Ontology annotation, biological process: DNA-templated transcription. The transcript has 4 exons. Gene Ontology annotation, molecular function: zinc ion binding; DNA binding. The coding region runs from base 1 to 1260 and encodes 419 amino acids. The record is from RefSeq and is a predicted model, not a curated record.
AUGCAGGCGUGUAGCCCGGAUAUCCAUCGAUUCUUUGUGAGAUUGGGCACAACCACACUGGCGGGGGAAACUUCAUCUCCUGACAAUACUCUGAGGGCUUAUUUUGCAACCAUUCACCUGUGGUUCCCGGUCAUCCAGGAGCAAAUAUUUCGGAGACGACUUUCACAGCUGCAGCAUACCCCUCGCGCAGAAACUGCACUUCUCUUCUUGACUGUGUCCCUCAUAAUGACAGGAGAGACGGGAAUUAACGGAGGCGACGAUUACCAGAGCCAGCUCUACUAUCUCUGUAGAUACCUAUUCUCUUUUCUCCAGUCUGUUCGCCCACCGUCUUUGGAAUUAGUGCAGGUCGGGCUCUUGCUCGUGUUAUAUGAACUAGGAUCUGCUCGUUUUCAAGCAGCAUCUCUGAAUAUUGGAACUUGUGCAAGGCUAGGAUACGUGCUGAAGUUAAACACUGAUCCUCAAGAGGGCCAGGACUAUUCAUCAUGGGCUGAGGCCGAAGAGCGGAGGAGGGUCUGGUUGGGAACAUAUAUGCUGGACUGCCUGAUCAACCAGGUUGCGACGGAUUUCCAAGCGCCACGUGCGGUGGAUAAGCCUGUCAGUCAUUUCCGACUCCCAGUAGACGACCGCGAAUGGGAACAUUUCCCAGAAGGGCCCGUCCAGUGCUUCUUUCAGCCGUCCUUUUCCACGCCGCUAGACACCCCUCUCUCCUACUUCGCCCGCGAGAUUCAAGGCGUCCACAUUCUCGGCCAGGUGCAGGCACUGCAAAACUUGGCAGAUUCCGACUGCUUGCUACGCGAGUUUGGAGUACUCGAUAAUAUUUUGAUUCGUUUCAUGGAGAAGCUGUUCGAGCAAACACCCGGCAGUUGGAAGACCCUGUGCGGCGCCAACGCAAUUGCCUUGAUGGCUGCUCUCAGCCUUCACCGGAUUCGAGUGGGGUUUGGAAAUAGUAACCAGGGGGCCAUGUCAUAUUGUUCUGAAGCGUUCCAUGCGAAAACCAUGUCUAUUCUCGCGCUCUCCUCCAUCAUCAACAUGGUAUGGGACAUUUGUUCAAAAUUCAAUGAGCUCCAGCUGGGUGAUAAAAUCAGAUGGGUGCCGUUGCCGGCAGUUAUAUGUGCAGGAGAAACUGCUAUCACUGCGGUUUGGCUGAAUCGUCUUGAUCCUGGGCGAUCCCAAUUGGAUUAUGAACCUCUCCGACAAACACUUUCGUAUGCUACAAGAACCUGGGAUCUUGCAGGGAAAUAUCUCCAGCGAAUUGGAUAA